AGACAUCUUGUGAGUCCAAACUCCCUGUUUAAGCAGGGUCAGCUGCAGCAGGCCAUCUGUGGAAAAGAAAAAAAAAAAAAGAGAAAAAUGAAGUGCGUAUUCUUAAUAUUUUUCAUUAAUUUAUUACCACUGUAUGCUGGGAAGUCUUUGACAAGAGAUGGCAGUUACCCAAGAACAUUUGAAGACAUUAAAAAUGAGAUAGCUGGCUAUUCUGAUAUUGCUAAAGCUAUUAUUAAUCUUGCUGUUCAUGGAAAAGCUCAAAACAGAUCCUAUGAAAGAUUAGCAGUUUUUGCUGAUACCAUAGGACCUAGACUAAGUGGCAUGAAAAAUCUAGAUGCAGCCAUCAAGUAUAUGUUCAGUGCCCUGCGGGAAGAUGGGCUGGAAAAUGUGCAUCUGGAGCCUGUGAAAGUACCACACUGGGAAAGAGGAGAAGAGUUUGCAAUGAUGUUGGAACCAAGGAAUCACAGCAUUGCUAUUUUGGGUCUUGGGAGCAGUGUUGGAACUCGUCCAGAAGGAAUUACGGCGGAAGUUAUAGUGGUAGUCUCUUUUGAUGAACUUCACAAAAGAGCUCAGGAGGCCAAGGGGAAGAUUGUUGUCUACAACAAACCUUUCAUCAGUUAUGGUGAAACUGUGCGAUACAGAUCACAAGGAGCAGUGGAAGCUGCUAAAGUUGGAGCAGUCGCAUCACUCAUUAGAUCCAUUGCAUCUUUUUCUAUUCAAAGCCCACAUACUGGGUGGCAGAAUUACCAGCCUGGUGUACCCCGGAUUCCCACUGCCUGCAUCUCUGUGGAAGAUGCUGAAAUGAUGUCACGAAUGUCCCUCCGGGGCAUUAAGAUCAUUGUGCACAUGAAGAUGGGAGCUAAGACCUAUCCAGACGCUCCUUCCUUUAACACUGUAGCAGAGAUAGUUGGAAGCAAGUACCCAGAGCAGAUUGUAUUGGUCAGUGGACAUCUGGACAGCUGGGACGUUGGGCAGGGAGCUAUGGAUGACGGUGGUGGAGCAUUUAUAUCAUGGGAAGCAUUAUCACUCAUUAAGGAUCUUGGACUUCGCCCAAAAAGGACUCUGCGCUUGGUGCUAUGGACAGGAGAAGAGCAAGGAGGAAUAGGUGCUGAGCAAUACUAUCAGUUGCACAAGGAAAAUAUCUCCAACUUUGAUAUCGUCAUGGAGUCUGAUGAGGGCACCUUCCAGCCAUCUGGACUGGGUUUUACUGGCAAUGCUAAAGCUCGGGAGAUCGUGAAAGAGAUCAUGACUCUGCUGCAGCCCAUCAAUGUUACAGAUGUUUACGAUGAUGCAGAUGGAACGGACAUUGAUUUCUGGAUGAGAGACGGGGUGCCCGGUGCCAGCUUGCGUGAUGACCUCAGUAAAUACUUCUGGUUUCAUCAUUCUCAAGGGGACACAAUGACAGUUCAGGAUCCAAACCAGAUGAAUCUCUGUGCUGCUGUUUGGACUGUUGUCUCCUAUGUAAUUGCUGACAUGGAGGAGAUGUUGCCAAGGUAAUAAAACAGCAAGAAAGAAGAUUUCUGUUCUUCAGUAAAGAUUGCGAGUCCA
Messenger RNA from Strigops habroptila (Kakapo), 1548 nucleotides. It is a transcript of the gene CPQ, whose product is annotated as carboxypeptidase Q. Bases 88 to 1497 code for a protein of 469 amino acids. Gene Ontology annotation, biological process: proteolysis; peptide catabolic process; thyroid hormone generation. Lineage: Eukaryota; Metazoa; Chordata; Aves; Psittaciformes; Psittacidae. The record is from RefSeq and is a predicted model, not a curated record. The transcript is spliced from 8 exons. Gene Ontology annotation, molecular function: metallodipeptidase activity.